Molecule: messenger RNA, 1445 nt
Organism: Neolamprologus brichardi
Lineage: Eukaryota; Metazoa; Chordata; Actinopteri; Cichliformes; Cichlidae
Gene: pheta2
Product: PH domain containing endocytic trafficking adaptor 2
Biological process (GO): receptor recycling; retrograde transport, endosome to Golgi; endosome organization
Cellular component (GO): recycling endosome; early endosome; trans-Golgi network
Source: RefSeq, a predicted model, not a curated record
CGCUCGUCCUCUUGUUCAUGAGGGAGAACCGGUGGUAGUAACCUGAAACUAUACAUUCAAACAUUGUCUGGAUCUGGAGGAGAACAAUCGGCUUCACGAGCAGGAAUGACAAGAAUCAAAGAAAAUAUGUGCGAAUGUAAUUAAGGUAAAGUCCACGCGAGAGGGCAAACUGACCCUGCGAGCGAUUUAUCAUUGGCAGGGGUGUUGUGAUGAAGCUUCAUGAGAAGAUUUUAACCCAUUACCUCUCGUGCACAUCUCCAGUGGAUAAAGAGGGAUAUCUCAACAAAAAGAAAAAACGAAAUGACACCUACCACCGGCGGUGGUUUGUCCUGAAGGCAAACUUGCUUUUUUACCAGGAGCGCCCAGCUGACAGACACCUGCUGGGUGUCAUUGUGCUGGAAGGGUGUGCUGUUCAGCACUCGGAGACCGAUGGACAUUUCACCUUCUCCCUGGUGUUUGGGCCUGGACUCAAAACCUACAGAUUUGCAGCAAUAGAUCGCCAGGGUCAAGAGAGCUGGGUGAAAGCUCUCCACUCAGCCAGCCACUGUUAUCUCUCCAUGGUGGUGAAAGACCUAGCGAGACAGUACGAAGAAGCUAAGCAGCAGCAAAGCCUGGGUGAGUCCCACCCCACUGUCAGUGCCCUCAAGCUGCCCACAAACAGCUUCUUAUUCACCACAACGCAGCAAACAGCAGUAGUCAGAGAGGGGAGGAGCUUCAGUGCCAGCACCCUUUUACAAGCACCUUCCAUACCAGCUAAAGCAGUGGCAAAAAAAUCCCCUAAACUUUGGACCAGGAGACAUGCUUGUGUCACACCUCUUAAUGGACCAGCACCUUUGUAUGGGGAGUGGCCUUUGGUGGGAUUUGACCUGUUCGAGGAUUUUAGCAAACUCCAUGAUUAUUAUGGCCAGGAAGUGAAGAAAGUGCGAGAGGACUGGCUGAAAAGUCGUCAAAAAGAAGAGGACCACACUGAUCAAGAUCUUAUUGACCUGGGGUGAAAGACAAAAGAGUUUAGUGUUUCCUUAGGAGGAACUGAGAUGGGGUGAGUCAUGUGUGUCAAAGAGGAAGCGAGCCUGUUUUAGUAUUUUGACAUUUUUGGCAGACACCUGACAUCUGUCUGAUCAACGCCGGUCAUUUUUAGAUUAGCUUUAAACUCUUUACAGAAAGUUCAGAUUUUCUAGAUUCUGUGAAGAAAACACACUGGAAUGUAAAGCAGGGUAGAUGCUGUUCAAAGGGGCCUUUUAUUUUUAUAUUUUAUGGCAAUAUUUUACACCUGUGAUUUUCUUGCUGUGGGACGCCCACCAUGAUGCAGUGUUAAAUAAAAAAGUAUUAUAUGAAAUUCACGGUAUGAUCAAAUAAAACUUGUCUAUUGUUUUUUUAUGACUUGUAAUUGGUUCGUUGGCAUGUUGACACACAACUUUGAUGCACAAAAUACAAAUAAAAACAUA